Molecule: messenger RNA, 2886 nt
Organism: Symbiodinium necroappetens
Lineage: Eukaryota; Dinophyceae; Suessiales; Symbiodiniaceae
Source: the annotation of a GenBank genome assembly
AUGUCGAGUGCCCUCACGACUGGCCAAAGACUCAGGUUGCACCAGGCCACGGUAUGGUCCUCUCUCGCUUAUGCUUUGCCCUAUGUUGGUAUCACCGCAGAGGUGCUGCGCAGUGUUGUCUCCACGCUUGCAGGGCAUCUGCGGAAGAUCCUGCGGAUCUACGAGGAGGGCGUCAGCAACCAACAGGUGAUGCAGCGUGCGAGUCUUGAUCCGGGUGACAUCUUUAUGACUCAGCUUCGCAAAAAGGUGGCCUCCAUCAGCAGCGAUGCUCUGCGGUGUCCGAUACUGAAGGCUCCGGAACUCAUGCGAUCCAAGGAGCUUGAAGGUGCUCUCUCGGAGGUUCUUGCUCAGCAGCACAUCUCUUCAUCGGUGCCAGCGGGACCGUCACUGGUUCCCCUUCUUGAGUCUGCACAGCUUGCAUGUCCAGAGUGUGGUGUAUACUAUGCUACGAAGGAGGGUCUUCAGAUGCACAUUCAACAUCGCCAUCCGCACUUGAAUGCAGGCUUGUUUCUCCUUUCGGCGGGACGUACGUGUCUUCGUAUCAAAGAGUUCCUAGCGGCGGGCUUGUCUGAGAGCGCUAUGUUGCAGCGCCUGGAGGUCGAGGAGUCUGCGUCGCCGCCGGUGCCGCCUGCUGGCGCUCAGGGUGGAGCGGAACUGCACGCGCAAAUCGAGGCUGCUCUGAGCCUGUCCAAUCAGCAGUUGGUAGCUGGUGGUGCGAGGCUGCUUGUCCUGGCUAGACACUGUGCGCUUUGUCAGCAAAUCAUCAAGGAGGCGGGCAAGGUCAAGAAUCACUGGAGCUCGACGCAUGUCACUGAGUACCGCAAGGUCAAAACAGUGGUUGAGUCCGAGGCCAAGAGCCUGGUUUCGGUUUUCUCGAGGCAUCUGCGCUCUUGUGGUGCAUCGACUCCGGCUCCCUCUUGUGGUCUGUCACUCAAACAAAGCUCGAGCACUCCUCAGUACCAGCUCUUCAGCAAGGUUGAUACCCCGCUAGGUUUGCAAUUUGGCGAGGCUCCGAGGCUGGCUGGUCCUUGGCUUACCACCUUGCAGCUUCGAAAUAAUCAAAAUGUCUGCUUCAUGAACGCCACGUUCUUUGCGCUUCUUCACUCGGCUCAAGGUGCGGAUUGGCAUGGUCGUGCUCCUCGUGGCUUGUACGAGGUUGCGAUGCAGGCGGUUCACUCCGGCACCCCGCUUCUGCUUACCACGCAGCUGCUCAUUCGCUCUUUGUUGCCAGUUUGGGUCUUUGAUGGUAGGCAACAUGAUGCGGCGGAGUUCACGCUUGCUCUUUUUGGAGGUCUGGGCCUUACAUUUGGCCUCUGGGAGUCUCGCCGUCUCGAGGGAGAUCAGGUUCUUGUGGAUGAGCAAGGUUUGCAACCGCUGGUGAUUGCGCUCCGUGGGCCCGCGCCUACGCUUGAAAGCCUUAUUGACCAGUGGCACAGGCAGGCUCCUGUCCGUGCUCUUGUUGAUAUUCCGGACGUGUUGGUGCUGCAGUUGGCACGAUAUCGCGCAGGGCGCAAACUUCACAAUCGCGUCAUUAUCCCAAGGCCCUUGCGUGUGCCUGUUUUCACGGAGGGUGUCCAAGUGCAAUGGUCUCUCUUCAGGCUCACGGCGGUUGUUGAGCACAUUGGCGUGUCUCUGGACCGUGGUCACUACCGUUCGCUCCUUAGACUUGACAAUCAAUGGUGGCACACGGAUGACGCUUGCGUUGCAGUGUCGGUUGACUGGACAGUGAUGUUUGAGCGCUUGACCCUGCUUCCCUUCCAUAUGCACUUUCCUGCUUUGUUUGAGCUUCUGUUGGGCCAGAUGAAUCCCGAGAGUAUGGAGGCCUUUAAUCCCUCGCCUCCGGCGUCGGAGCUCAGCACAGCGGCUCCGGAUGAAGCUCCCGAGCGUGAGCCCAAGACAGCUCGUACGGAGGAAUCCAAAGGGCCCGAUGGGCGUGGCACUGGAAGCCAGGGCAGUGGUGAUGGAGAUGGUAAUGGAAGCAAUGGGAAGGGUGGCCGUGCGGGCGGAGUCAAGCGACAACAGGGCAAUGGCCAGCAGGGCCAUGGCAACGGCAAUGGAGGUGGGAUGGCGUGGAAUCGAGGACAAGGUGGCUCGGGCAAUGGUGCUCGGGGUUCCGAUUGGGGCAAUCGCGGUGGCUGGCGCGGUGAUGGCCGUAGCGGGCAUGGAGGUCAUGGAGGCUCGUCUGAUCGUGAACUCCGUGAUAUCUACUACGCUCUUCAGCUGAUGCAGCGGCUGAUUCUUCGCCAUGAGGACUCCAUCAACCUGCUGAAACUGGAGUGCAGCUUUGUGAUGCACAUGCGCUUGAAUGUUCCCUCAAGCGUGGUCUCCAUGCUGUACGCUGCGGCGAACUCCUGGCGGCAGAUCAAGCUUGCAGAGCCGUCCAAGCUGGACAGGCCGAUGAGGGCAGCCUUGCUCUACUGCCUCUUUAUGGAGCUGAAGACGAGGAUUGAGGCGGUCACUGACAAGCCCGAGGAUUUGGAGCGCAUGGCGAAGCUUGGAUGGGUUUCGAAGGGGCCACCAAUCACGUGGUGCUUUCUUGCCUGGGAUGCAGCCAGCAGCAAGCAGAUCGUGGACACCAGCAAGGUUCCCUUAUCCCAGGCUGAGGUCCUGGAGCACGUGCAGACGGUGAUCAGGCUCUGCCCUCGACAUCAUGCCGUGGCCAGGUUUCAUCCGACGCGUCCCAUGGCAGAGGAGAUGAAAGGUGACUCUCUGGUCUUCUUGCUCCAGACUGGACAGCACUGUGAAGGCGCUGCCGAGCUGCGUGAUUCCCUCACCUUGCUAUGCCACAGCUCUGUGAUGAAUCUGGUGGCCUUGCAGCUCAAGGUUGAUCGCUUUGCGCCCUCCAAGUUGGCAAACGAGAUUGCCAAAUGCUUGCAGCAAUAUUAG